Pecten maximus is the source of this 1380-nucleotide messenger RNA. Its product is annotated as trafficking protein particle complex subunit 9-like. Gene Ontology annotation, cellular component: trans-Golgi network. NCBI's taxonomy places the organism in Eukaryota, Metazoa, Mollusca, Bivalvia, Pectinida, Pectinidae. The record is from RefSeq and is a predicted model, not a curated record.
AAAUAUCUGCAGGCCUCAGAUUUCCUACAAAAUGUUGUGUAUAUUAAUCUACAGACUUCAGAUGAAGAUAAGAUAAACCGUUACUGUACCCUGUCCCAGCUGUACUCCCAGAUUGGGUUCCAACGGAAGGCCUCCUUCUUUAAACGAAUCGCAGCAAUGCAGUGUGUGUCGCCACAGAAUCCUCAGCCAAACUGGAAACUGUGUCAUAGCCUUGUAAUGCAGUGUCUGGAUGGUUACAGCAUCUGUGUGGAUCCAAAGGAUAUCCCAACAGGCUGUGUUUAUGGCUGGCCUGUUCUACAGGCGAGAGUGUUGAAUGAACUUAUCUUCUCCGCCCGUCGUACUGGUAACAUUCCUGUGGCCAUCAGGCAUCUGAGUCUAUUACUACACACCCUGUUUGAUACUCUGACCACUCAAGAUAAACGAGACAUUAUAAACACCCUCCAGACCCUCACAGCAAAGUCUGAGGGCACGAUGGCCGCCCUCGCCCUCGACAGUGGAGUCAUACUGCCCCCAAUACCACUCAGUAAUAUACCACAAGUCAGGUCUUUCAAAUUAAUACCACUCCAGCCACACCUACAGCCGGUGAAGAUAGCCUCCAAGGUGGAGAAGCUGGAUACUGGACCCUUUAUCUUCACCCCGCUAUCCCUUGGGCAGACAGAUGUUCAGAAUAAAACACACGCUGACUUCUGUUGGGUGGAACAUGAUAUGUGUGAAGUGCAGCUUCAGGUAUAUAACCCACUUCCUGAUGAGCUCAGUAUACAACAAAUGUCGUUGAUGACAGAUGGAGUUGAAAUAGAGGCUUACCCUACAAAUCCUACUAUACCUGCCGAGUCCGGUCCAAAUCUAGUCAAAAUACUCAGUCGUCCUCGAUCUUCAGGCGACCUCCGUAUCCUUGGUUACACAACUCACUUGCUUGGGAUGCGAAGUCAGUGUCGCCUCCGUGAUCUACCUGACCUUCGGAAUCUGCGGACAACAGUGACCGUAAUCCCCGCCCUCCCUCAGAUUACACUCACUGCUUCACUUCCAAAGGUCGCGACCUUUACCUCUGUUGGUGAUGGUGCUAAUGUUGUUACAAGUGGAACAACCUCCAUCUAUGCAGGUCAAAGUAAGGAGUGUAUGAUCACAGUUCGGAAUACCAGUAACCAGCCUGUUGAGAAGAUUUCAGUCAGCCUUGAUUGUCAUCCCGACCAGAAAGAGCUGCAGUCGAAAGUGUUUCAGUGGAGUCAGGAGAACCUGGAUGCUCAGCUUCCUCUCCAGCCAUCAGGCCUUGUCUGUUUUACUGUGUGUAUCUACGGCAAUUCAGACUUCCUGUCCAGCAAAAGUGUCCGAAGCGGAUCCCAGUCUUCAGAACACUCCAAUCCUGACGAGUAUGAAUCUGUG